Messenger RNA from Odontomachus brunneus, 9128 nucleotides. Its product is annotated as monocarboxylate transporter 12. Gene Ontology annotation, molecular function: monocarboxylic acid transmembrane transporter activity. Gene Ontology annotation, biological process: monocarboxylic acid transport; transmembrane transport. The coding region runs from base 2232 to 4265 and encodes 677 amino acids. The record is from RefSeq and is a predicted model, not a curated record. NCBI's taxonomy places the organism in Eukaryota, Metazoa, Arthropoda, Insecta, Hymenoptera, Formicidae. The transcript has 12 exons.
UUAUUUCUAUUUUUAUAUCCUUUUGAAGAAAAAUGAUCGAUUACAAUGUCGACCUUUGUUCGCGAGAUGAUCGGACUCGCGUCGCGUGUUGGGAACGCAUCGCAACCCUUUCUUCCAAGAAAAUGACGGGAUGCGCCAUUGUCUAACAAUGUGAGAGGGAGAAAAAAAGCCGGCCACAAUUAUCAAGCCGACGGAGCGUUUGAUUUUCUCAUUAUCUGGCCGGGAACGAUAAUUUCCUUUGAAGUGGUGAUAAUUUAUUGCGGUCCCGAUGUGCCGGAACGCCGUUCAGGCGCUGAUUACAUACGAGACUGCAAAACGGCCGAGUUUUAUCGAACGGAGAGACAGAAUCAGUCGAGGGGUUGUGUAUCGGAGCGCUCGCGACGGCGCGCGCUCCUUGACAAAGACUCGCGGAUAAUUGAUUAACGAGUUAGCAACGGAAUCGCACUGUCCGGCGCGUUAAUAAUGACUUAUCCGCAGCAACUUGAAAAGUGUUAAUCAGCGUUGUUCCACCAGCAUCUGGCCUCUCCCCGUGGUCGUUUCUAGACCGGCGAUUAUAGCGAGGACACGCUUACGCUCGCGCGCUGUUCCAUUUUUCCGUUCUACUGUCGUGAGUCACUUCGUGACCGUUGACGCAGGCUUUUUACAUUACAAUGAGAAGCGGGACAACGAUUUUUCACCGUUCCAUGUCUAUCUAACGCCGAAUAUGGUCCUGCGAGCGCGCCUUUCGAGCUCAAAGCACGAUUCUAUAUUCGACACAUUCGAGAGAGCGCGAUCAAAGAAUGCGAAUAUCUUUGACGUGCACGGGGGCAUGUCUUUGACACGUACGUCAACGGCGUUCUCUUGCCAACUCCUUUGGAUCGGAUUUGUGCCGAGUCGAACUGGAGGACCCGAUAAAAGACCGCUCGAGAUUAACACGAUCGCGAGAUUAAGCGCGACCUUUUCUACAAGAGCCAAUCGUCACGGAUGUAACGUGGCGAGGUGCAAACAGCGCGAUUGUGAUCUGCGUCUUAUCGAUAAUGGGCAACGCGUUACAUUGCCGAUUAAAAUCUGAAAUUGCACAGCUCAUGAAUUAAGUAUGUCACGUUAUUAUCUGCAUUCUCCAUCGUCGCGCAUAAUUUCAUAAUUACCGGUUCUAUUUGUCACGGACGCAAUAUCGCAGACGGUACUUCGCAAAAUUUUCCGCGCAUGCAAUCUCCUUUUCCCCGGAUAAACGGCUUUAUCGUGAUCAUCGCGCAAAAAUUGCCGAUCAAAACAUGUCGCGCGACAGAGAGGGACAGAGAAAGCACUCGCGAUUGUUAUAUAAUAAUGGGAGAGAUUCGUGCGAGUGCGAACGAAAUGCGAGAAUUAAGUUGCAAACAGAUAACCACAUACGACGCCCGUAGACGCGUCAGAAUGAUUAUAUUAUUUUGUCGCGGACGUUGUUUUGAAUUUCUGCGUAAUUUCUAUCGUAAUUCUAUUCUCAGGCUCUCCGCGGCGAAUUUGGCGAGGUACAUUGCGGGGGCAGGGGGUUAUUUUCGACGGAACGGAGUCGAUCAAGGACAACUGGAUAAAAAGUGGAACGGAGUUACAGUUUCGAUUACUGAAUUUACUUUCUCCUUUUGCGGACUUGCCAUCGGCGGUGACACACGCCGUCGUGGCGUUUGAUACACACUCAGUAUUUCAUGCGGGAGCCGCGUUAAGCGCGGAGUUCGCGAGAGCAAAGUGAACGCGGAGCCACGUUAAAAAUAAACAUGUCCGUUAUCAAUUAGCAAAGUUUACACAAUCCUGUUUGCAUGAUAGCUGCCGAAGCGGUGGAAAUUGCACGACAAUAUGCAGGCUCCUCCGGCGACACGUUGCGUCGCGCUCGCGCAUAAUAAAAUACGGUCGGUCGUAAUUCUUAAUCGCUCCCAGCGUUCUGUCUGACAGAUGUCAUAAUCACGCGAUACAUCGUGCGGUCCAAUAAAAGUCCGAAAUAAGCAGAAAAGUGUAGAAGGAGGGGCGGCAAGAAAGAAACGGCGAGAUCGGCCGCGACAAGAACGGAAUAUAUAACGCGUCAGAAUUUAAGAGGUUGUUUGUGUAUGUUGUAUCAGGAAUAUUUUCCCGGUCGUAUCUUAUCGUCAAUUUAUAAGGCACGAGAUACACGCAAGAUACACGAUUCGACACUUCAGACGUGCUAAACGUCAUUAUAAUGCCGACUUCGCCGUUUCGUCGCAAACGUCCAUCAGAUAGGCGGCUAAUAUUCGGGCAGAACGAUGUCGGCGACGCAGGCGAGCAGCAAAGUGGAUGAGCAGGUUUCCGCGAACAAGCCGCAGCAAAACGGCCACGGCUGCAACAAGAGUGAGGAGCUGCAGCUCGAGGACGUCAACGACAACAACAAUGACGAGACCAUCGAGGUGGAAAUGGUGGUGCCGCCCGACGGAGGAUGGGGCUGGGUGAUUGUCGCGGCAUCCUUCAUGUGCAACCUCUUUGUGGACGGUAUCAUCUUCAGCUUUGGCGUAUUUCUGAACGACAUCGCGGACGCGUUCGGCGUGUCGAAAGCGAGAGUCGCACUCGUGGGCUCGCUGCAGACUGGAUUUUAUCUCAUGGUUGGUCCCUUCGUGUCUGCUCUCGCUAACCGAUACGGCUUCAGAUUGGUCGCGAUAUUAGGUAGCGUCAUCAGCUGCAGUGCCUUCGUUCUUUCAUACUUCAGCACUUCCAUCGAGUUCCUUUACAUCUCCUACGGUUGCAUCGGCGGCAUCGGAGGGGGUCUGAUAUACGUGCCGGCUGUGAUUACGACCGGAUUUUACUUCGAGAGAUGGCGUGCCCUGGCCACGGGUAUCGCGGUGUGCGGAUCUGGUAUCGGCGCGUUCCUGCUCGCGCCGAUCUCCGAUCUGCUCGUGCAGAACUUCGGCUGGAGAGGCGCGCUGCUCUUUCAAGCGGGCAUGCUGUUGAAUUGCGCUAUAUUCGGCGCCAUGUUCCGACCGUUGAAACCGACGAGAAUAAAGGUAAAGUCCACCCCGGAAAACGCCGCACUCGAGGUGAAAACCACGCUGAUGGGCAAGGGCGUGUCGACGGCCUCAUUGCACUGCGUGCAGCCGAACAGAAGCGGCUUCUUUGGCACGAACAAUAACACGGAAUAUCCUACGGCGGCCGAGAUACUCGGCAGCAGCCCCAAUAUAGUAAACGCGUCCAAGUCCCUGCACUCGCUGCACAAGGUGCACGUGGAGCCUCAGACCUUGGAGUUGAAGGUGAGCAGUUCGGAGAAACGGUUGUCUGUGCCGGUAUAUUCCGACCUGGACGCCAUGAACAACGAAGAGAAGAUCGCCGAGGAGAACAAUCUGCUCAGCGGCGACUUGGAGCGAUUAAACGGCAAAGUACCGACGACCCGCCGACACACGAUCAGCGGCAGGCGUCUACGAGCGGAUUCCGAGUGCAGUCAGAAGUCCCUCAGAUCGGGCAAGAGAAAUCAACCGAACAAAGAUCCGCAGAGGCCGUUUUACAGAGAUGACAUCUUUUACGGUGGCUCUUUGAACAGACUACCUCAUUACAAGUCGCAGCAAUCGUCGGUCGGUUAUCACAUGUCAGUGACGCGGCUGCCAACGACGACGGACGUGGCGGAGGAGGAAAGCGGAAGCUGCUACCUGUGUCCCGAAAGCGUACGUCGCAUUCUGACCACGAUGCUCGACCUCAGCCUGCUCAAGAGUCCGUCCUUUCUGAUACUCGCCAUCUCUGGCGGGCUCACCAUGAUGGGCUUUUACACGCCUUUCAUGUAUGUGCCGGAUCGAGCCAAAAAGGCUAACAUUGACGCCUCGACGGCGAUGUUCCUCGUUUCGGUAAUUGGCAUCGGCAAUACCAUCGGCCGUAUCGUCUGCGGCUUAGCGAGCAGCCUGCCCGGGGUUAACGCUCUGGUCGUGAACAAUGUGUUUAUCAGUAUCGGCGGCUUACUCACCAUAUUCUCGGGCCUCUCCUUGACGGAGGGAUAUCAAUUCUUUUAUGCAGCCGGCUUCGGCCUCAGCAUAUCCGUGUUCGCCUCUCUGAGAUCGAUCCUCGUGGUGGAUCUGUUGGGCUUGGAGAAACUGACCAACGCUUUCGGACUGCUCCUUCUGUUUCAAGGUGUGGCGGCGGCUAUGGGCGCGCCUCUCGCAGGUGCGUUCAUGGAUGCGACUGGGAGCUACGACGCGUCGUUCUACCUGUCCGGCAGCCUGAUACUCUUGUCGGCGGUCAUUUGUUAUCCGCUCAAGAGGAUCAACACGUGGGAGAGGCGCGGCGAGCAGAAACCGGCCAACCAGGAUCUCUCCAAGUCCUGAUCCGAGGCGCAAAACGCCACACACCGUAGAGAUCAUACUCGGCACGCGUGAGCGCGCGCGCGCGCGAUAUCGGCCGCGCGCCGCGUAUGUUGUACAUAUUAAUGCAUAAUAAUUUAUAAGCGAGCGCUCGAGUCGAGAACACAAUCGUCAUCAUCGUGUCGCACGUUCGCGAGGCGUGUUGCGCGUCGAUGAGAAAACGAUCGAUCUCGCGCGAUCGACAGAGCUGCUGCGUUCGCAACUGGGACGGAAUGAGUCCGAUUGUGUGCCUCUGAGGGAAAAGCAAGAAAGAACCUACCCUCGUACCGAACGUGCCUUCCACCGAAAAGGGCCUUCUCUUCACUGAACGAAGAGUCGAUCGCUCCCGUCGCGGCGGGGUCCUGUCGUUCCGUCGUUCAAAUUCAACUAUGUUUAUCCGCGUCUAACAUCGGCGAGCGUAAGGAAGAAUUCACAUCUUAGCGGGAAAGCUAAGAAAAGGUGGUUUCUGCUUCUCUACCAGCGUGAGUUCUGGUUGGUUUCUGCCUCUCGGUUUUCUACCAAGGUGUGAAUCCUCCCCUUCACGUCGCGGGUCGAACGCGAGAUAGCAAGGUUGUGUACAUAAAGGAUGGGACUCAUCCUACGGACUAGUUACCGAUUAGUUCGUAUUUUAUAUAUUUUCCCGAGGGAAGCCAAGAGUUUUUGCAUAGAUUACAUCGAUAUAGUUUAGAGCUCUGCAUAUCAAGAUCCAACAGUAUCCGAUACAUCUUGAUUCCUUAUCGAAUAUAACCCAGGCUGAUUUGUAUCCACUUUGAUAAAACGAGAUCAUCUUAAUCGAACUUGUCUUGACAAGAAACUGAUCCAGGGUCGGGUCUGACAUCAUCAAAGCGAAUCAAAUCGUGUUAUAUUUGAUAAUGAAUCGGAUUAUGUAAUCGGAUGCUGCUUGAUUAGCAGAACUCCGAUGUAGUUUAACGAGUGCGCGUUGUUGCGCGUCACAUAUAUAUUCGAUCGAGAUCGAGCUGCUACGUACGCGCAUCAUGUAGCUUAGCUUUUUUAUAUAAGAAUUUUACAUUAUAAACGUGUGUUAACCACUCACUCUUGUAUAUUCCACGCACGAGGGGGUUAACGCGAGAUCUCGCGACUCGUGAUGCUGUACGCACUGACGUUGAGCGGUUAACCGCGCGUCGUCCGCGCGUAUCGGGUGGCAUUUGUACUUGCGUGCGUCGCAUGAGCGCAUAAAUAAUCUCAGCGGAAAGCGCGCCUUCCGGUGUGCAAUGUUAUUUGUAAAUAUGUCAUUCCACCCAGGCUUUCGAGAGCGGCGGAACUCUUCGCUGCGGGACGCGCAAAGACCUGUCGAUCGCGAUCGAUCGAUGGCUCGGUCUUGUCGCACUCGACGAUUUAUCUCGGUGCGACGCAAUCUUUGAUUUUUCUGUCCCAACUCGCCAAGACCAGCAGGCGCGUGUCGAUAUGAAGAAUACUCUACGCAAACGUUUGUCGCGCUGCUCGAAGCAUAUUUCGUACGUGCGUCAUAAAGAUAAGUUCGCGAAGUCGGCCGCGUCGAUCUCGUUAUCAAAGACGCGUCUUACGAAGUAUAUACACAUGUUGAAUAUAUUCCACGUUGUAAGUCUAAAUAUUCGUAUUUCACCUUACGCGAAGGAUUCAGCCGAUCUCGAAAGGGGCCGACUCGAGCUACCCAUUGCCCAUGAUCAGGCGAAGUCGUUGUGGCGUUUUUUACCCAUUAGUCUCUUAAGAAUUUGCUCAAAAGUGCAAUCCGUUCCUAGUGUUCCUAAACGCUAAGAGUCGUAUAUGUUACGUAGUAUUCCUAAAUUCGCGCGUGCACGUGUCUCAGGAAAGCCGACCGCCCAACUUUUCCAAGCGGUCUCGUUUCCACCGCAAAUGUCUUCCGUAAAAGAUCGGGAAUGUGCGAUAUGCUCGACCUUUCGUUCGCAGGACGACUCGAUCGACUGCCGCGGAAACAAUUUCGGCCAUGCGUGAGUCAUGUGCAAUAAGAAUUAAAGAAUCGUGUGAAGCAAGAAACAAGUCUCGUUAUCGAGAUCCCUCGUGCCCAUCAUUCUGAUCUGAAUCUAGCCAAAUAUUGGCGGAUCCAGCCAAGUAUUGGCGGAGAAGCGCGCAGUUCCUCGCGGGCUUCGGAGAUACGCGACGUCGUUUCCCGGGAGAUUCGAUACGAACUUCGACCCAUGCUAAAAUAUCGAGGGAAAUCAUUGGCGUAUUCUAUUCGAGGUCCGGCGCGAGAGGAACAACGAAUAAUUAUCCAUCGCGAACGAGAGUCGGUCGAUUAGCCGCGUCGAUUUGUCGCCCGUUUAAGUUACACGAGAGUCGAGAGCAUGUUCUAUAUACUAGGCAACCUUGCAUAUAAAUUUGCAUCCGUGCGACUUGCGGACUGCGCGCACGAGGCGGAGGCACGAUGACAGUCGGUGUCCCAUGUGACAGACCUUUGCCAAUGCGUCAAAGUCACGGACUUCCGCCUCCUGGGAGGAUGUGAAUCAUGCCAGUGCGACGCACGAAAUCGUAAAUUAUCGCGCCGUGGUCGGCCGGUCGCGCCAGCGAUCUCGUUUGUAAUGAGAUUCCGCGAGUGCAAACAUAUUUACCGAGAGGAAACGCGCGCACGACAGGUACAGGCGAAGCGGAUGCCAGCGAAAUGCAAACGAUGUUUUUCCCGGACGUAUGCAAAGUGUCGGCAGGCGACGACGGUGCGCCGAGUUAUUUGCCGUAGAAAAGCGAACGAACGCCACAAGCGGGACUGCUGCGAGUUAGGCAGGACCACGAUGUUUGCCCCGUGUAGACGUCGGCCGGGAUAUCUCUGUCAAUGUUAGACUACUCAGCGUCGUGACGGCAUCGGGGGCAUUGUCUGAUAAGGAACGGAGUGAAAUGCGAAUUACGCUUCCGGCCGUCGCCGACGGACCACUUCCGGAUAACGCGAGUGGCGAAAUCAAUUUCGUCGCUCGCCGGUUCUUGUAUUUAUCACGAGGUGUCUUUUUACCCGUAAAUAAUACACAAGUACUCUCUAUUCACAGGCACUACUAUUUACCGGUCUCCCCGUUAUUGCCUGUACACUCUUCCGAUUAAAAUCUUUCUUUCUCUUCUUUUUCUCCUCCUUCUUCUUCCUCAAUUAUUGCCUUCGCCAAUUUUUAACUUCGGCGGCGAGUGGUAACAGAAAUUUAGGUGCCGCCUGACGCGGUUACAGCCAUAAAAGCGGAAUUGCCACCCGCGCUAUCUACGGUCUCGCUCGUUGCUUUGUAUUGUACGAGGGUCGCCGACUACACCUCCGUCAGUAACGACAGGGUGGUCUCAUCUUUCUCUUUUUUGCUUCGGCAGCGGUCGUGCCGGGGCAUAAAUUAUUGCCGUACGUUCUCUUUCUCGCUCGCUGACCAAUCUUGUUCCUCUCGCUCUUGUUCCUUCGCUAGUCGUGACGACGUACAGGAUCCGGCCGACCAAUUUCUCUAUUUUUUGCUUUUUAACAGGUUUCGGAUCUACGUAAAAGCUAACUCGCAACUCGCGAUUUUUAACCGAGUUUUACCGCGCGAUAUGAUACAUCUUUAUGAUUCAAGUGUACGCGCAAAGUACCACGAACUGGCUCCAAGUGCCAAAGUGCAAGAUGCGCGAAAGCGUAGGAUUUUCCAAAGUAAGAGCAUAAAUUAUUUCUUUCAUUAAGAGCGUGCUCGCUACUUUUUCUCCAACCCGUGCGUAUCCUUAAAUAGUCUGCCGUCUUCGACCGCGCGGCUCUCCGCGAAAUUACGGCGAUAUUUCACGCGCGCGAGCGAGUUUUCUCGCUUUUCAAUCUGAACACACUGUAUCAAGAGAGAGAGAGAAAGAGAGAAAGAGAAAGAAAAGAAAGUGUCUCAGGAAAUUCAGAUGAACAGACUCCUGUAAAAACCUCCGUGCAUUCACCGACAGUAUCACAUAGAGAGUGGCACGUGUUCGAAAUUGCUUGAAUCCAUCGAAGAGAGAAUGCUAUCUUUCUCCUACUUUACCAUUUCGGACGCACGAUUGUCGUGUCGGUAAAAUUUUCCGAACGGUCGCAAAAAACCACUCAGAGAUAUCGUCAAGAUUCAAUUUUCCGCUAAGAUACACGAUCGUUAUUAACCGUGGACGAAGUCAGCGUGUUAUCGGUGCAGGAUAAGACUUCGAAUUAACAGCCGCGACCGUCGUUAAACGUAUGUCCGUAACGACCGUAAUUACGUUCUGUAUCCGGUUGCCGAAUUGACUCUAAAACCUACCAAGGUCUCUACCGCCGUAAUUGUUUUUCUUAACCGCCACGAACGAAGACUGGUCGCAAAAUAAUAUGGUGAUAUUUCCGUUAGCGUAAUUUCCUGUUUAUUCGCGUAUCUCUCGGCUCGUCGCCCGCGCCCAUUUUUGUCCAUUUGCGUCUCCCACUUGCCGCAAUAACAAGUUCCCCAGCACCGCAAAAAGCACUUGGCGUCGCUUCAAAUCGAAUUGUGUUUAUGGCAAUAUCUCAAUUCCCCCUCUGGCGUUUAAUACGUCAAAUGCGUAGGACGUGUAACCCUUUUUGCACGAGCGAUAACUCUUCUCUAUCCUAGAAUAUGCUAUUACAUUCGAGCUUCAAAAUAUCGCGCGUCUCGAAAUCGCGUGGAAAAAGUCAUGUCGGAUGUUACUGUGGUAUCGAGACACAACACAAUACAUGUGAGUGUGGGUGUAUGUGCACAUGUAUCUCUCUCUCUCUUUCUCGUGUAACCAUUUCUCAUCCGUGGAGUGCUUUGGAAUCCGAGUCCAUUACCCUUGAAGAACCACAAACUGCACUUUAAUUCGCGAAAGGGUGUGUGUGUGUGUGCGUGCACGCGAAGCUAAUACAGUUACAAGACUGUUAUUUCCCGAAGAUAAUAAAAAUUAAUAUUAUUUCUCGAAAAUGAA